Anguilla anguilla (European eel) is the source of this 664-nucleotide messenger RNA. RefSeq names its product nuclear transport factor 2-like export factor 2 (gene nxt2). The transcript has 4 exons. The coding region runs from base 131 to 562 and encodes 143 amino acids. Gene Ontology annotation, biological process: protein import into nucleus. The record is from RefSeq and is a predicted model, not a curated record. Gene Ontology annotation, cellular component: nuclear pore central transport channel. Lineage: Eukaryota; Metazoa; Chordata; Actinopteri; Anguilliformes; Anguillidae.
AGAUGUUUCAGUGGGAACUUUAUUGUAGGGGGACUAUUGCGCAUGCUGCGAGUGUUUCUGGGAUCAGUAAAGCCAAUUCUGAACUAAGGAAUCGUUCGCUCAGUAAUCAUCAUUAUCGAUUAACGAAUAGAUGGCUUCAACAGUUGACUUCAGAACUCAUGUUGACCAGUCCUGCAGGUACUCUGAAGAAUUCGUCAAUAUUUACUACGAUUGUAUGGAUAAGAAAAGGAGGAACUUGACAAGGCUCUACCUGGACAAGGCUACACUAGUAUGGAAUGGCAACGCCAUCUCUGGCCAAGAUGCUCUCGGGGAAUUCUUUGAAUCCUUGCCGUCCAGCGAAUUCCAGGUGCACACUCUUGAUUGCCAGCCAGUACAUGAACAAGCGACACAAGGCCAGACCACCCUGCUGGUUGUUACUGCUGGCUCAGUAAAAUUUGAUGGAAACAAACAACGCUACUUCAACCAGAACUUCCUGCUUACAGCCCAGGCCUCCCCCUCCAGCGACCAACCUGUGUGGAAGAUAGCAAGUGACUGUUUCCGAUUCCAAGACUGGGCCAACUGAAGAUAGAAUUUUUUAUUUUUUCUUUUCUUGAAAACUACCUUUUAAAUUUGUAUGACGAUUGUAGAACCACUGUAAAUAAAUAUUUGUGAGUUUCUUUGCAAA